This is a messenger RNA of Leucoraja erinaceus (little skate), 8766 nucleotides long. RefSeq names its product ribosomal protein S6 kinase-like 1. Gene Ontology annotation, molecular function: ATP binding; protein kinase activity. Gene Ontology annotation, biological process: protein phosphorylation. Lineage: Eukaryota; Metazoa; Chordata; Chondrichthyes; Rajiformes; Rajidae. Bases 26 to 2176 code for a protein of 716 amino acids. The record is from RefSeq and is a predicted model, not a curated record. The transcript is spliced from 9 exons.
UGAUAUAGACGGUGAUAUAGAGAGAAUGCAGUGUCUACACCUUUUGUUUUUCUUUCUUCAUUUGCAGGGGUUCAGCAGCCUGAGGUUUCGGCCAAACAGAAUUCUCAGCUCCCCAGUAGAGGACUUGAAAAUGUCAAAGGUCAUAGCAAUCAUUGACAAGGUGCUGCUCGUGGAGAAUCCAUCCACAAAGGACCCUUUCAUACUUAAAAGCCUGCCCAAAUGUAGCCUCAUGAACCGCGAGCGGCAGACAAUAAUCCCACAAGGUGUUCCAUUCAUGGUUCAACUCCUGCAGUAUUAUGUCAGUGAUGAUACCAUCUUUCUUCACCUGGAGCACGUGCCACGCGGGAAACUCUGGUCUCAUCUACGACAGUAUCGGCCGGCCGGCACGGAAAAAGGGUUGGAAUUCCCGGAAUGCUCCAGUCCACGCCACAAGACCAUCAAACUGAAGAACAGCUACACUGCCCCCUCUCUGUUAGCUAUGUGUGAUGCUGCUUCCACACUUGCACCAGUCAGCAAGGAGGACUGGCAAAGUGAGGACAGGAAUAAAACGAGCAGAGAACGGACCACGGAGUACAGUUGCAACACUGACCUCAGCCACCCAGAGACAAGGACAGAGCAGGAAGUAGGUGACAAACCAUCUAGUCACACAAAUGCAGCAAACCAACAAAAUGCACAGAAUGAGUGUGCAAACAGGACGGGAACUUGGCAGGGAAAUAACAAGCUUUCAAAAGCUAGUCUAUCGCCAAAUGGCUUUGGGCAAAGUCCUGAUGGGCCACGUUUACUGGUCACGCAUCUGCCACACAGUGACUGCGUAACCUUUGACAUCGAGUUGCUUUCAGAAAGGGACAGAGAUUCAUCUCAAAGUAGGAAAACCCUAAACCACAUUAUACUCGGCAGUGCGGACAAUCUGACGCAAAUAGACCUGCAGUGUGGAAAGAGUCAGCUUCUCUCCCAGGGUAAGGUAUUACGGCCCCUUGAUCAUUUUUCGGACAGUGAAGGCCCCAGUAAAUCUUCCAGCCCAAAGUCGUCAAGAACUUACCAAAUCCACGCAGCUUCAGAUUUGCUGAAAGGAAAGCCUUCGCUGUUUAACGAGGAGUCUCGACAUGGAUCAAGCCCGGUUAGAAGUCCCAUCCGAGCCACCAGUUUGAACUUGAAGACUGGCACAAGACAAGGGACAAGGGGCUACUACCAAAUAACAGUCAAUCCUUUGGAUAUAAUUGACAGCAAUAGCAAAGUCAACAGUGUUCUGGAUAACACCAACCUGGUCGUUGUCGGGUCAUCAGCUGCCUUGCCUACAAGAAAUACAACAGUCGCCGUCUUGGAGAAGAAUCAGCCAGAGCAAAAGACUUCCGUGAGUGCCCUCAGUUCUAUACAGCGCGCGAAUGGGCAUCAGACGUCACCACUAAACGGCAUUGAAUCUCCGAACAAGUUAUUGACGUUGAAAGAUGGAUCGCCUGAGGCAAUGUUGAACCACAAAGAUAAGCCAGACCAGUCUCCAGUCACUGUAACUUCGGGCAAAAGUCCAUUUUGCAAACCUGACAGUCCGAGAACCUUAAACAGGACAGCGGGCUUUUCCGAUCCCUGCAAAGCACGAGAAGGCCAUUCCUCAUCCCCUCCGCCACACCACCCCAAUGCUGAACAUCCCAUCCCAAGCCUGGCUUCCUCAGGUCUGUCAGAGGAUCAGAUCAGAAUCUGGGUGGCUGAGAUGGUUCUUGCUAUAGAAAGUCUACACCAGCAGGGAAUUGUAUGUUUGGAUCUCAACCCCAGAAAUAUACUUGUGGAUAAUGCAGGUCACAUUUGCCUCACGUAUUUUGGCCAGUGGAGUGAAGUUGAAGUUCAGUGUAAUACUAAAGCCAUAGAGGACAUGUAUUGUGCACCAGAAGUCGGUGGGGUUGGAGAGGUAACAGAGGCCUGUGACUGGUGGAGUCUUGGCGCGUUGUUGUUCGAGCUUCUAACUGGGACGACCCUGUCUCAAUGCUACCCAUCCAGAAUCCAUCCUCACACCCAGCUCCGACUCCCAGACCAUCUCAGUCCUGCAGCCGUGUCUCUUCUGCAACAGUUGUUACAGUGGGAUUAUCGCUGUCGCCUUGGCUCCAGAGAGAACGGAACGCACAAGAUAAAAUCCCAUCCCUUUUUCAGCUCUAUACACUGGAACAAGUUGAAUGGGUAUCGAUGAGUUACAUGAGUGUGUGACGAACAUCUCAACAAGAGCGGACCAAGCAGAUCUGGAAACACAAGAGACUACGGGUUCCACAAUCUGGAGCAAAGAACAGACGGGUGGAGCGAGCCAGCGGGUCGGGCAGCAACUGUGGAGGGAAACGGACAGGCAACAUUUUGGGUUGUGGCCCUUCUUCAAGAUUGGCGUAGACCAUAAGACGUAGAAGCAGAAUUGGGCCAUUCUGCUCAGUAGAGGGGAGAUAGCCAGUGGAAAGACGAGAGAGGAAGGAAUAAGACGAGAGCUGGCAAGUAACGGGUGGAUCCAAGAGAGAACAGGUUGAUUGGCAAGUGAGUCAUGUUUGAGGGAGAAGGGUGGAGAUGGUGACGAAGGCCGGAGAUGAUAAAUGGUGAAGCCUGGUGUGACUAUCUCCCAUCUCCUCCACCCGACUCAUCUGAAAUCAACCCUUUAGAGUCACAGUGAUACAGUGUAGAAACAGGCCCUUCGGCCCAACUUGCCCACGCCAGCCAACAUGUCCCAGCAACACUCGUCCCACCUGCCCGCGUUUGGUCCAUAUCCCUCCAACCCUUUCUUAUCUGGAUCUACUACCUGCCUUACUGGAUUCACGGUUCCAUUGGGAGCUCCCUUCCCCUCACUUCUUUCUACCAGCUAUCUCCCCUCAGUUAAGUUUAUUGUGUAUUGUCACGUGUACUGAGGUACAGUGAAAAGCUUUUGUUGCGAUAUAACCAGUCAGCGGAAAGACAAUACAUGAUUACAAUCUAUCCAUUUAUAGUGUAUAGAUACAUGAUAAGGGAAUAACGUUUAGUGCAGGGUAAAGCCAGCAAAGUUUAAUUAGGGAUAGUCUGAUGGUCACCAAAGAGGUAGAUAGUAGUUCAGCACUGCUCUCUGGUUGUGGUAAGAUGAUUCAGUUGCCUGAUAAGAACUGGGAAGAAACUGUCCCUGUAUCAUGUCGUGUGUGUUUUCACACUUUUAUACCUUUUGCCUGAUAGGAAAGGGGAGUAGAGGGAGUGGCCAGGGUACAACUCAUCCUUGAUUAUGCUGCUGGCCUUGCCGAGGCAGCGUAAGGUAUAAAUGGAGUCAAUAGAAGGGAGGUUGGUUUGUGUGAUGAUCUGGGCUGCGUCCACAAUUUGCUGCAAUUUCCUGCGGUCUUGGAUGGAGCUGGACUCAGCUGUACCUCUACGCAGUCUCGAAGAGGGGUCCCAAGCCGAAACAUCGUCUGUCCAUUUCCCUCCAUAGCUGCGUUCCUCCAGCAAUUUGUUCUUUGGGAGCGGGUCUGGAACUUGUGUACCUGUCCUGAGCCACUAAGCAAUUUGAGGAACUGAGAGCAAACACCAUCAACAGAAUUCAGUCUAUUACCACCUACAAGCUGGUACACAUGGUUCAAUCAAGCUCAAGCACACUAGGAAUGAGUGUUUGGUCCCAUUGGGAGAGUAAUGUGCUGUUGAUAAAGAGCUUGUACAACACUUGUGUUAGGCAAACUCCUAACCUUGAAUCGCUAACCGUGCAGACGUCUAUGUUGUGUGGCACAUUUAGUAGUGAUGUAUUUUCAUGACUGACCUACACGGGUGGCUCGGGGGCGCAGCAACUCUGCCACUAUGCCACCCCACUGUACUUUUAAUGAAUUAACUUGAGCCUUGUUAACAAACUACUUGAACAUGUGCAAAUGGAUGAAGAGCUGUACUGUUAUGGCUAUUAAUGGUACAGGUACUAUCAUUGAUUUCUCUCUGUGAUUGCUCCUUUCAGGAGAUGGGAAUGAUUGAUAUUGACCCUAAUAUUAAUGGCCAUACUAUCUGUCCUUCAUCUUUUGCGCUGUCCCCCCUACGUUGGCACUCUUGCAAGCAGAUAGAAUGCAAGAUUUUAUUUUAGCAAGUUCUGCCAGGACAGGACAGAAAAAAAUAGUUUUAAACCAGUUUAGUUUAGAGAUACAGCGUGGAAACAGGACCUCGCCCUCCGAGUCCGCGCCGACUAGCGAUCCCUGCACACUAACACUAUCCUACACACUAGGGACAAUUUACAAUUUUGCCAAGCCAAUAAGCCUACAAACCUGUAGUUCUGUGGAGUGUGGGAGGAAACUGGGGCACCCGGAGAAAACUCACGCAGGUGAUGGGGAGAACGUUCAAACUCCCGUAGUCAGGAUUGAACCCAGGUAUCUGGCACUGUAAGGCAGCAACUCUACCUCUGUGCCACCCUUUCUGUAGCUUGUCUUGGACAAUACAGACCAGAUGUAGACUGACCAAGCAUCCCUGUCUUAGAAGCCAAAACAUAUGAACCACUUGUGCAAGUCUGCUCUGUGUUUGUGCAAGGAACCUUUUUACUUGUUGAGCAUUGUAUACCCGGAGUCUUUGUGUCUGCAUCUGUGGUAAGGAAUGAUUCUUGUAAUGGCUAAUAAGUUAUGGUGCACAUCUCUGUAUCCUCCCCUUUCUUAUUCCUACCGUAACAAUGUCUGUUGCAGUCUCAUUGUAUAACACAAUUAUUUCUAAUUUUAACAAUGUAUUAAUUGACGAAGUUCGGGGGAAUCCCUUACAGAAAAAUGACAGUUAAGAAAAAGUGCAACAGUGAUGGCUCUCUGAUUUAAGAGUCAGUCUACCUACCUCAGGUUGAGACCAAUGUUAGCUGAGGUGGCCAACACUUCCAUUCUGCCACUUAUUAUAUUUUAACAUGGUGUUAUAUAAAAGUUAUGGUAUCUAGUGUGAUAGGCAUGUUAAUCGUGUGUUCUGCAAUACAUUGUUCUGCCUCCUACAUUGAGUUAAAGUUAUCCGUUCAAUGUCUCAGAAGCUAAUACCUGCUGCUGGGACUUGUUUGCAGAUUAAUAGUGAUUUGUACUUUGGCACAAAGAAACCAAGAGGUAUUCUCAUUUUAUAUUUUUGUAAUAUGCUAUUUGUCUCUAAUCUGAUGUGAUUAGCUGCUAUUUUAUGACUGGUGCCAUCAGGUGCAAGCAUGCUAUACACGUCCAAGUUUAGCACUUUGACCAAUGCAUGCGAGAUAUAUAUAAAUAUAUUUAACGUCUAUCCUGAUAAAAAUAUUUUUUCUUCAGAUUUUUUUAAUAAGUUAUUGACUUCUUCUAGUUGAGGAAUGGUUAUACCAGUUAUUCAUAGUGGCAGUUAUUCAUAGUUAUCAGAGCUUUACACAACAGAAUAGGUUCCUUCAGUCCAACUUGUCCAUGACGAUUAUGGGCAGCACGGUGGCGCAGCGGUAGAGUUGCUGCCUUACAGCGCUUGCAGUGCCUGAGACCCGGGUUCGAUCCCGACUACAGGUGCUGUCUGUACGGAGUUUGCAUGUUCUCCCCGUGACCGUGUGGGUUCUCUCCGAGAUCUUCGGUUUCCUUCCACACUCCAAAGACGUACAUGUUUGUUGGUUAAUUGGCUUGGUGUAUGUGUACAUUUAUCCCUCGUGUGUGUAGAUAAGGUUAGUGUGCAGGGGUCGCUGGGCUCAGUGGACCGAAGGGCCUCUAUCUCUAAACUGAACUAAACCUACCUGACCAAGCUAGUUCCACUUGCCUGAUCAUGGCCCAUAUCUCUACAAACUUUUCCUAUCCAUGGAACUGUCCUGGUGGCUUUUAAAUAUCAUUACUGCAAGUUAGUAGAUGUGCUCUUCCUAAACCAGAGCCAUUAUGGACAGAUUUGUGAGACAUAGUGUCUCACUUCAGGAAUUCACACUUGCUCUCUUGGUUAGCUAAUAACCUUCCAGCUGCUUAAUAACUUCCCGACCAUUGAUAUAAAAUUGACGUGCAUAUAGUUAUCUGUCGAAUCCCUUUUUAAAUAUGGACACCUGCGCUGAACAGAAAAUUAUAAGCAUACCCUGGUCUUUGAAAGUACCCAGGCUAACUGCAACGGCCUCUUUUUGGAAGAAAAUGGAAAGUUCCUUUACCCCUGCUAUCCUACCCCGCACCCCUCAAUCCAUUCACUUCCUACCCAUCCCUCCAUUAUCCUAGCCCUAUUCCCUUCCACCAUUAUCCUUCCCUCUGGUUCUGCAGGUCACUCCCCAUCUUCCUUUUCAGAUUGCAUUAUCUGCACCCUUUUCUCCACAUCACUCCAGCCUCAGUUAACUCCAUUCAUCUCUUCCCCCACCUGUCUCAUCCGCUAAUCAACUCCUCCUUAUUUAAAAUCAGGCAUCACUUGCCAGUUCUUGCCCCCACCCCAUCUCCACACUGCUGCCUAACCACUUUACUCCAUCAGCCUAUAGAAAGGUCCUGACCCGAAAUAUCUGUCCAUUUCCCUCCAGAGAUGCUGACUGACCUGGUGAGUUCCUCCAGCAGUUUGUUUUUUAUAAAUAAGGGAAACAUUUGAAAGGGUGGCUUAGUCUGCUUGUGAUCUCGCUGAUGUAAAGGAGGCCACAUCAGGAACAUUAAAGGGUAGAUGAGGUCUACCUGUCUCCCCUGGAAGGACUGCCGAGGUCCCUGGAUAGAUGUGAGGAGGAGGUAUGGGGGCAGGUGUUACAUCUCCUGCAAUGGCAGGGGAAGGUACUUGGGGAGAGGGUGGUUUGGUUCGGGAGGGAUGAGUGAACCAAGAAGUUGCGGAGGGAACAGACUGCAGAAUGGGUUGGAUGCAGAGGCUGGUGGGGUGAAAGUUAAGGAGCAGCGAAACACUAUCCUUGGUACUGACAUUGUCAUCCUUUGAAAUGACAGAAAAUUCCACAUCACGGCUUUGGGACUAUUGGCCAUGAAGAAAGAUAAAACCAGAAGAGUUUAAAACACAUCCAAGCCACUUCUACUCCCAGGUUGAAAAUCUGUCAAAAUGUCCUUCAGUGUCUCCAAGUUUAAAUCCUGAAAUUGUGUCCACAACACUUUUCCAAAUGCACCAUCAUCAGAAAGAGAGCAGUGAUUAGAAAACAGAAAAAUAGAUGCGGCCCUUUGAGCCAGCACCGCCAUUCAAUAUGAUUAUGGCUAAAUCUAACUCUUGAAAACAUCCAGUGAAUUGGCCUCCACUGCCUUCUGUGGGAGAGAAUUCCACAGAUUCACAACUCUGGGUGAAGAAUUUUUUCCUCAUCUCAGUCCUAAAUGGCCUGCCCCUUAUUCUUAAACUGUGACCCCUGGUUCUGGACUCCCCAAACAUCGGGAACAUUUUUUCUGCAUCUAGCCUGUCCAAUCCUUUAAAAAUUAUAUAUGUUUCUAUAAGAUCCCCUCACAUCCUUCUAAAUUCCAGUGAAUACAAACCCAGUAGGUGACCUUCAAAGGCCAUUACCUUUUCAGAACGUUAGGGCCGGGUGGCAAGUGAGAUCCAGAGCUUGUAAAUGAAAAGACUGAAAUAUAGGUUGAGUCGGCUAGGACUCUAUUCUCAAGAGGACUCAAGGGUCUGAGCUGUAGGGAGAGGUUGAAUAGGCUGGAGCUCUAUUGCUUGGAGCGCAGAAGGGUGAGAGGUGAUCUUAUAGAGGUCUACAAAAUCAUGAGAGGAAUGGAUAGUAUACCCACACAGAGUCUUGCCCAGAGAAAGGGAAUCGAGAACUAGAGGACAUACAGUGGCUUGCAAAAGUAUUCAUACCCCUUCAACAUUUCCACAUGUGUGCUGAGUUCCAUCUUGUAUACAAUAUACACUUAUGACAGCACAUCAACACACAGUACAAACAGGAUCAUCAAGUUUGUGGACGACACGACUGUGGUGGGACUGAUAAACAACAAGGACGAGUCUGCCUACAGAGAUGAAGUCCAAAAACUGACUGGUGUACCAAAAACAACCUGGUACUCAACCCAUCGAAGACAAAAGAACUGGUCAUUGACUUCAGGAGGAAGAGGAGAGAGGAACCUGCUCCUUUACGCAUCAAAGGAGACAUGGUGGAGAGAGUCACUGGCUUUAAGUUCCUGGGAAUAAACAUCUCCCAGGGCCUCAAAUGGCAAAUGAACACCGUCACUCUCGUGAAGAAGUCUCAUCAGCGGCUGUAUUUCCUGAGGUCUCUGUGGAGAGCAAACGUCUCACAGCCGCUGCUGCUUUCCUUCCACCGAUGCGCCGUGGAAAGUAUCCUCUCCUAUGGCAUCCUGGUGUGGUUUGCUAGCUGCACUGUGGCUGAGAGGAGGGCGCUGCAGAAAGUUAUAAAAAUGCACAGAGCAUUACAAACGCUCAACUGCCCUCCUUGGAUGAUAUAUAUAGGGCCCGAUGCUUGCGCCCGGCCACAAACAUCAAGCAGGACACAUCGCACCCUGCCAACCACCUUUUCACUCUGCUACCCUCUGGGAGGCGAUUCAGGUCUCUGAAGGCUCGCACCGGUAGACUAAAAAAUAGUUUCUACCCAUGUGUGAUAAAAGAACUUAAUUCCAACAGAGAACACUGGGGAAGCAAAAUGUAAUUCCAAGAAAUGCAACAUCCUUUUAAAAUUAUUUUUACUAAGUGUACAUAUGUGUCAAUGGUUGUUGUGUUUGUAUUUUUUAACCGGAGGAGAUGCAAUGGAAUUUCGUUGCACAGUAUUGUGCAAUGACAAUAAACUUAUUCAUUCAUUCAUUCAUUUUGUCACGUUACAACCACAAACGUAAAUGUAUUUUAUAGGGAUUUUAUGUGAUAGACCAACACAAAGUGGCGCAUAAUUGUGAAGUGGAAGGAAAAUGAUACAUGGUUUUGAAAUAUUUUUGCAAAUAAAAAACUGAAAAGUGUGGCGCGCAAAAA